CUUUUUAUGGGUGGAGACUGAGGACCUCCCCAAAAAAACAGUCAACACAAGUCAGCUUUACCAUCAGCAGCUUCGAAAAUACGGGUUUUGGGAUCUGCAGAAAAUUAUGGUAGUCGGUUUUUAGUCCCACACACAAACUGUACGCCAGUGGAUCGGGUUCCCAGCUAACAGUAAAGAAGAUGAGUCAGGCCGAGCAGGUGCCUGAAGACGUGUCUGCAUACCCAGAAGAUGAGCCAGUGCCUACAGACAACAACAAGGACCAUCCACAGGUACAACCAGGCAUGUUCGGCAGGUUGGCGGGGGGCUUGUAUGGAGCCACAAAGGGAGCUUUGGGAGCUACUGUGGGUGGUGUGACCUGGAUAGGAGGAAAGAGUCUGGACCUCACCAAGACUGCUGUCACCUCGGUAGCCGCUGUGCCUGCAGUGGGAGUGGGGCUGGUUAAAGGUGGAGUGUGUGCUGUUGCAGGAGGAGUGACUGCUGUUGGUUCUGCAGUGGUCAGCAGAGUUCCCACAGGGGGAGGCAAAAAGAAAGACAAGUCUGACUGAAGGGAAGAAGCGUGAACAUGUACAGCUCACAAUGUUUGUCUUCAUUUGCAUUUGUGAGCUGGAAAAGACCAACAAAGGACUCAAAGUUCAGUGUACAUGUUUUGAUGUUGGUUCUGUUCUUUUCCUCCCUUUAGUUUAUCUUUUUGUUAUUGAUCAUAAAUCCAUGCUGAUGAAAUGGAGUCAAAGAUUUAUAAUGAAACAGCACAACAAAGACUCCACUGUUACAGGAAGACACACCAGAUAAAAAAAUCCCUGUGACAGAAGUUCAUUUUCAUUGCAAGACAAUCAGUGAUGAUCUAUAGAUUACAACGACAUGUUUUGGGGGGAUUGGAAAACUUUUGACACAGUUACUGGAAGAAGUGACAGUAUGAUUUCUGUCAAUUAUUCUUUAAUUUGUCUCAUCUUUUCACAAAUGAGAAAUCUGUCCAGUCAAUGAAAUGGUAUUAAAAGGCCAAUUUAAUAUUCACAACAUUUGCUGGCUGAUAUAUAACUGGCUAUACCCCCCCCCCAACACACACACAUGCACACACAUUUCUGAACUGUUACCACCAUCUAGUGGUUAUUUUCUCCACUCAGUGGAUUGCAGCUCCCUCGUCAUAGUUUUUUUUAUUGCAGUAAAUAAUUACUGUAUGAAAGUGAGGUGGAUUGUAAUGAAUAUUUUUCCAACUAAUGUAUGUUUUUAGCAGUGUUUAUAAUGUCUGAAACCUUUUCGAAACGUCAUUCUUAUAUCUAGAAUUUCUUUUAAAUAAAAUUAUUUCUGA
Melanotaenia boesemani (Boeseman's rainbowfish) is the source of this 1306-nucleotide messenger RNA. RefSeq names its product transmembrane protein 263 (gene tmem263). The record is from RefSeq and is a predicted model, not a curated record. Bases 180 to 545 code for a protein of 121 amino acids. NCBI's taxonomy places the organism in Eukaryota, Metazoa, Chordata, Actinopteri, Atheriniformes, Melanotaeniidae. The transcript has 3 exons.